GCCAAGAGCGGCCGCCGCCUCUGCCGGAGGAGCCGCGGGGCCGCCACACUCGCCCCCCGCCCCCCCGCGCUCACUCGCACUCACACCCGGGCGCAGGAGGCGGGCGGCCCGGGCCCCACCGGCCCCCCAUGGACGCCCCCGGCACGGGGCGCUGAGACCCCCGCGUCGCUGCCCAGCCCGGUCCAGCGCGCCACGCCGAGGGACCUCCGGACAGGACAAGAUUCCGAAGCUACUCCCCCAGCCCAGGACCCCCCCCACAGACUCAGCUUGCCCCCCAGCCCUACCACCUGCCACUCCCUGGCCCCCUUCUCACCGCCCGCUCCCCCCUUGGGGUGCAGGGCAUGGUGUGAAAGGCCAAGUGCUGAGGCGGGCACCAUGGGUGCUGUGCCCUAGGGCCUGGGUGGCGGGGGGUGGGUGGCCUGUGGGUGUGCCGGGGGGGCCAGUGUGCCCACCCCAGUCUCUUGGCGUGCUGGAGGGCAUCCUGGAUGGAAUUGAAGUGAAUGGAACAGAAGCCAAGCAAGGUGGAGUGUGGGUCAGACCCAGAGGAGAACAGUGCCAGGUCACCAGAUGGAAAGCGAAAAAGAAAGAACGGCCAAUGUUCCCUGAAAACCAGCAUGUCAGGGUAUAUCCCUAGUUACCUGGACAAAGACGAGCAGUGUGUCGUGUGUGGGGACAAGGCAACCGGUUAUCACUACCGCUGCAUCACUUGUGAGGGCUGCAAGGGCUUCUUUCGCCGCACAAUCCAGAAGAAUCUCCAUCCCACCUACUCAUGCAAGUAUGACAGCUGCUGUGUCAUUGACAAGAUCACCCGCAAUCAGUGCCAGCUGUGCCGCUUCAAGAAGUGCAUCGCUGUGGGCAUGGCCAUGGACUUGGUUCUAGAUGAUUCGAAGCGGGUGGCCAAGCGCAAGCUGAUCGAGCAGAACCGGGAGCGGCGCAGGAAGGAGGAGAUGAUCCGAUCACUGCAGCAGCGACCGGAGCCCACUCCGGAAGAGUGGGACCUGAUCCACGUUGCCACGGAGGCCCAUCGCAGCACAAACGCCCAGGGCAGCCACUGGAAGCAGAGGAGGAAAUUCCUGCCGGAUGACAUUGGCCAGUCACCCAUCGUCUCCAUGCCGGACGGAGACAAGGUGGACCUAGAGGCCUUCAGUGAGUUUACCAAGAUCAUCACCCCGGCCAUCACCCGCGUGGUGGACUUUGCCAAAAAACUGCCCAUGUUCUCCGAGCUGCCUUGCGAAGACCAGAUCAUCCUCCUGAAGGGGUGCUGCAUGGAGAUCAUGUCUCUGCGGGCGGCUGUCCGCUAUGACCCCGAGAGCGACACACUGACGCUGAGCGGGGAGAUGGCCGUCAAGCGGGAGCAGCUCAAGAAUGGCGGCCUGGGCGUCGUCUCCGACGCCAUCUUUGAACUGGGCAAGUCACUCUCUGCCUUUAACCUGGACGACACGGAAGUGGCUCUGCUGCAGGCUGUGCUGCUAAUGUCAACAGACCGCUCGGGCCUGCUGUGCGUGGACAAGAUCGAGAAGAGUCAGGAGGCGUACCUGCUGGCGUUCGAGCACUACGUCAACCACCGCAAACACAACAUUCCGCACUUCUGGCCCAAGCUGCUGAUGAAGGUGACUGACCUCCGCAUGAUCGGGGCCUGCCACGCCAGCCGCUUCCUCCACAUGAAAGUCGAGUGCCCCACCGAACUCUUCCCCCCACUCUUCCUCGAGGUCUUUGAGGAUCAGGAAGUCUAAAGCCUCAGGCGGCCAGAGGGUGUGCGGAGCUGGUGGGGAGGAGCCUGGAGAGAAGGGGCGGAGCCGGGGGCUGAGGGAGACCCCCACCCCUCUUCUCUCCUUCCUCUGGUCCUCGGAUAGAGUCCGCUCCCACACACACCCCCGCACUGCCCCGUCCCUCCUCAGACCCUCCAGCCCUGGGACAGGGCAAACCAAUGAACUUGCUAUGACAAGGACAGUGUGGGAGGCGGGGGGACCGUGUCCUGCAGUGCCCGGGACCCCCGUCCUCUAAGAAGGUAGGAGAAGGGAGGGAGAGCUCAGAGGGGACGAGCCAUCUUGACCGUAGGGGAUGGAGGACCGUGGCGGGGGAGAUGCCCUCAACGCACCCCCCUACACACACACACACAUACACACACACGAGAGAGAGCCCCCCGCCCAGUUUCUUGGCCGAGGUUCCCCUCCAGGCUAAGGGCCUCUCGGCUUCCCCAGAUGCCUGGGUGCAAGGAAGGGCUUGGCUUGGCUCCUCCCCUGGAGGUUAAAAAUUACAGUCAUUCUAACUGCACUUUGGAAACCAGGCAAGGGGAGAAGAUAAAUGAAGAAAUACUAGACAGAGAAAAAAGAGAGAGCAAGCGACUGAUAGAGAGAGAGAUGAUAUUAAGUUAUUAACUGAGGCUGGCCAGAGGGGACGACCCCCCCUCCCACCCCAAGCACUUUGAGAACUGCCCCUCCUCCCCCCAAAUCAGAGAGAACUGCCCCCCCUCCGACACCAGGUCCCCAAGGGUAGGGCUGCCGAUCAGAGCUGUGAGUUACUCCAACAGGGUCCUGGCCACCCCCACCCCCCUGCCUUGCCCCUCCCUCCGUGCCCCUUUGGCACCCCCCCUACCCCAGUACUCCCUCUGCUCUCUGCCACUCGUGCCCGCUGAGUUCCAUCUACCUCUCACGCUGGAUGCCAGCUGGCCCCUCACCAGCCUGCCCUGCUGCCCGCACAGCUCCCCUUUCAAGUGCCCAGCCCCAGGGGCCUCUCCCUGUGCCCCCCCAACCCCUUUCCGCACCUUGGCACCCACACAGGAAAAACUGUGGCUCAGGCUCCCGCCCUCCUCACAUCCUGCAGUAUUAGCUACAAUCCAGAUGCUGCUGCACUGGGGGGCCAGGGAGGGUGUGCGCGAGCUUCUCCCAGAGCCUCCACCCCCUUAGGCCCCUGUUUCCAUCUGUCUGCCGGGCUCUCUCUAACCCCUGCCCUCCUCCUCUCCCGCGCCCACUCCAUGCACUAACCCAGACUCUGGGCGGGCAGGCACCGGAAUGGGGUGCUCAGAUAAAUGGCACUUAGUCGAAGCCCCGGGGGAGGGGGCGGUUGGUGCUCCUCCUUUUUUCCUUUGAAGCUCUUUAGGCCAGCCGCCCCUGUGCCCCUGGGACCCCUCUCCCCUCCUCUCUUCUCUAAUUCAGGGACUUUGGCUUGAGCCACCUCCCACCCUCCUGGUGAGGAGUGCUCUGUUGGUCUGCACUUGGGUGAGCUGCCCUCCUCCUCCUCCUCCCUUUGGCUGUCGCCCCCGCUCCGCAGGGGAGAGAGGGAGGGAGGAGGUAGCCCUCUGUAGGUGGGGGGGGAAGGGAGGGAGGGAAGGGACAGAGCAGACCAGAGGGCCCUGGGCUCAGGGCUGCACAUCGGCAGGGAUGGAUGGGUGGACAUAGAUGCCCCCGGAAGCCAUGGGGAAUGGGGCAGGGGGCGGGGGGAGGGGUGCCAGGGCUUCCUGCGCUUUGCACUAUUGGGGCAAAAAUGUCUUAAGCAGUGGGGAACCUGCCACCCCACCUUGACCCUCAGCCUGCCACAGCCCCCUCCACACGUGCACACACGUGCACAUGUGCGUGCAUACACACAAACACACACACACACACACACACGGGAAGGCAAUGCUAUGCUGCCCAUCAGGGUGUGUUCUUCCCCCACUGUUCAGGUGUUGCGACAGAGGUGGAGGGCCUGGAAGAGCACCCGCUAUCACCUGUGCAUGUGCCUGCCCCGCCCCCCCUUGGGCUCGAGGGCUGCCCGUGCUGUCUUUGUCUGUCUCUAUCCUCUCUCUCUCUCUCUCCUGGGGUACUGAUUCCUGUAUUACUCUAGUCCCAGAUAAGCCCUCCUGUACCCUCCUUCCACCCCGUGGGGGCCCAGUGGAAUUCCUGACCUGUCUGCUGUCUUCCCCCAUCCCUGCAUCCCCACCUCUGCCUCUCCCUUCCCAGUCUCAGCCAUGCACAUGGUGGAGAAAAGGCCCAGAAGAGUCUUGGCCUCUUAACAAGCGCUUGGGAAUCCACCCCCCCCCUCCCCAGUCAUAUGAGCUGUGAUUCCCCUACUCCGCCCCAGAACCCGACCCCUUCCCCCCCCCACCUCGGUGAUGUGGGGGAUGUGUGUGUGUGUGUGUGUGUGUGUGUUUCACUGCGUGAAUGUGUGAGCAAGUACACGUGGUGGGGGCGGAGCCGGGGGGGGGUACUCAGGAGCGUCACGCACCUGCUCUAGAGAGGCAGCCGUCCCAGUCCCUGCUUUGGAAGUGGGGGACAGGGCCCUCUCCUGGGGGCCAUUGGUGCUAAUGAGGGGGAUGGCCUUGACGUGGGUGCUUAGCAUGCCUCCCCAGUAUUGGCCCGGGGCACUAGGGCAGGCAGAGUGGGGCAGUGGGUGCAGUAUUGGCGGGGGGAGGGGCUGCUGGGACUAGGAGAAGGGGGGCCAGGCCAGGACAAAGGGGUGCCAGAGCCAUGACCACUACCCCGCCCCCACCACCCGCCUCUCCAUCUCAGUAUUCCCCCUCCCAUCACUCAUAACACACAUACCUCAUCCAGCCUCCUCCCUGCUCAGACUUGGGGAGGGUGGGGGUGGAGGAGCCCCUACCCCUUCCCCUGGUGGCGGGUCUACAGGGCUGGGAGAGGGCAGGGCGUGUGACAUAGACACCGUCCAUAAGGGGGACAGUAAUUCCUGCCUUGGGAACUCCUGGGCGGGAGGAGGGGGACACUUCCCUGGAGGCGCUACUGAAUGUAUGAGAAGCUGGUGCUGGGGCGGGAGGGAGAGGGGUUGUGGCCAGAAACAGGGAAGGAGGUAGGGCCCUUCCCCGGGGAGGGGUGGGGCCAGUGGGGGUGACUUGCGGGGGGCUCCUACUCCUGCCCCACGUUGACAAUCAGUAUGUCUGUUAUGUGCGAUUUUUCACCCCGUUGUGUUUUGGGUCAGGAUUUUAAAGAAAGAUAUUUUUAUGGUAAUUGUUGCUCGUCUAUUUUACUAUAUAUUUAUGUAAUAAAUAUAUGAUGAAAAUAAUCCCCUUGGGCACCCCCCCUUAGACUUGCGUGCUGUUUCCCAGAAUCCUCCCAUCUGCUGGCAGAGUACCCACCCCACAAACUGACCAGAUGGAGAGGUGUGCCCCCAGCCUUGGCCAUAUUUCCACCCCAUCCCACCCCCAAAACGAGCACACACCACAGAAGCCAGCUCAGCUGUGAACUAUUGGAUUUGAGACAGGAAGAGAACAAGUCGGGGGGGGGGGAGAGGGGGGCGCUAGAGAAUAAGGGGGGGGAGUGGUUUAAAUAGGGGAGGCCCGGGGAGGUUCAGUGAUGGGGGAGGGAGGCAGGUAUUUACAAGAAGGCUCGGGGGGCCAGAGGCUCAUCUUGGAAUAUUUUAUAACAAUAUAAAUAAGAUUCUGGUUUGCUUUUCCUUUUCGUCUCGUAAAGGAGAGAGAAGUGCAGAGUUCGAUUCUGUACAAGGGGGCAGCGGCAGAAGGCCGGCCGGGCGGGUCACUGGGCGUCCACCCGGAAGGACAGCAGCUUCUCGGAAUGCAUGUUGUUCAGGGUCCGCAGGUCCGGCAGCUUGAGCAGCAGCUUGGUGAAGCGGGAAGUCUCCGAGGGCCGGUUCUUCAGCACCAGAGCCCGAAGAGCCCGCAGCAGCGUCUCCUGGAGCUGCUCCACCGAAGCGGAAUUCUCCAUGCCCGAGCGGUCUGUGGGGAAGACGACAGCAGUGAGGCAGGCUCCCUGACCUCCUCUGACGAGGACCCCGAGGUCUGCGAGGACGCGGCGCAGGCGACGCAGCCUCUCCCCGAAGCCCCUCCGAGGGCCGAUGGGGAAGGAGGAGGAGGGGGGUCGUGACUCCCUCUCCCCCGGCCCGCUCCCCCCGCCCCGCGGGGGCCUCUGACCCCAGAGCGGGAGGCGCCCCCGCCAGCUGCUGGGAGUGGGAGCACAGGCUCAGCAGGGCUGGUCCCCUCCCCGCCUCCAGGCCACUCUCCUCCCCCACCCCAACCUGGCCAAACACGCCCCGGCUCCCUUGCUUUUCGCUCUGUCGGCCCCUCCACCUGGGAUGCCCUUCCCCCUCUCUCUGCCUGGCAGUAUCUUUCCGUGUCCUGUGAGGCCCCACUCAAGUGUCACCUCCUUCCCCAGCUCCCCAGGCAGAAAUAGUUGUGUGUGUGCUUCCAGAGCCCUUGGUUCAUGCUUCUACUGUGACACUUAUCUCACUGUUUUAUAAUUAGUUGGGCAUGAGUCUGUCUCCCAAGCUAGACUGUGUCUGAAUCAUGUCUGUAUCCCCAGCGCCCGGUGCGGGGCCUGGCAUAGAGUAGGUACUCCAUAAAAGGUGUGUUGAAUCCAA
Molecule: messenger RNA, 6306 nt
Organism: Sus scrofa (pig)
Lineage: Eukaryota; Metazoa; Chordata; Mammalia; Artiodactyla; Suidae
Gene: THRA
Product: thyroid hormone receptor alpha
Biological process (GO): negative regulation of transcription by RNA polymerase II; cell differentiation; retinoic acid receptor signaling pathway
Cellular component (GO): RNA polymerase II transcription regulator complex
Molecular function (GO): nuclear receptor activity; zinc ion binding; RNA polymerase II cis-regulatory region sequence-specific DNA binding
Source: RefSeq, a predicted model, not a curated record